Molecule: messenger RNA, 797 nt
Organism: Passer domesticus (house sparrow)
Lineage: Eukaryota; Metazoa; Chordata; Aves; Passeriformes; Passeridae
Gene: SUPT4H1
Product: SPT4 homolog, DSIF elongation factor subunit
Exons: 5
Coding region: 113-475 (120 amino acids)
Biological process (GO): transcription elongation-coupled chromatin remodeling; regulation of transcription elongation by RNA polymerase II
Cellular component (GO): DSIF complex; nucleus
Molecular function (GO): zinc ion binding; RNA polymerase II complex binding
Source: RefSeq, a predicted model, not a curated record
CCCGGGGCGCAUCCAGGGCCGGGGCGAGUUCGGAGCCGUUCCCGUUUCCCGUUCCCGUUCCCGGGGCGGGUCCGGAGCCGCCGCGCAGCCGCAGAAUGGGACCGGGGUAGCGAUGGCCGCGAUCUCGCUGGAGACCGUCCCCAAGGACCUGCGGCACCUGCGCGCCUGCCUGCUCUGCUCCCUCGUCAAGACCAUCGACCAGUUUGAGUAUGAUGGCUGUGACAACUGUGAGACGUACCUGCAGAUGAAGGGCAACCGUGAGAUGGUCUAUGACUGCACCAGCUCUUCCUUUGAUGGGAUCAUCACCAUGAUGAGCCCUGAGGACAGCUGGGUCUCCAAGUGGCAGCGGAUCAGUACCUUCAAGCCAGGUGUCUAUGCAGUGUCUGUGACCGGCCGCCUGCCCCAAGGGAUCGUCCGAGAGCUGAAGAGCCGUGGCGUGGCCUACAAGUCUCGGGACACAGCCAUAAAAACCUGAAGGGCCCUUGUGCUGCCUGGAGAUCCCAGUGCUGCAUGGAAGAUGCAGUGGGCACUGCUCCAAAACCUCUGAGCUUUAUCCUGUAGGGAAGUGGGGCUGGAUUCAGAGUCUGCUGGCUCAGCUUCCCUUGCUCAGUACCUCUGGACUGAACCACACCACAGACCACAGACAUUUAUCUGAGUCUUGACAGGGGGGAGGGUGUGAGUAGAGUUGGGAAAGGGUGUUUAAUGAUGAUGCCCAAGCUUUUUUACAAUUGGUGUGGGAAAGAGGGGAUUUGGGAAAUAGCUGUGUAAAUAGUUCAAUAAAGCCCACUGCUUGGUCA